Zasmidium cellare ATCC 36951 is the source of this 750-nucleotide messenger RNA. RefSeq lists its product as uncharacterized. Gene Ontology annotation, molecular function: oxidoreductase activity. The transcript has 2 exons. The record is from RefSeq and is a predicted model, not a curated record. Lineage: Eukaryota; Fungi; Ascomycota; Dothideomycetes; Mycosphaerellales; Mycosphaerellaceae. Bases 1 to 750 code for a protein of 249 amino acids.
AUGAGCGCACUCGCAGGAAAAGUGGCCCUUAUCACUGGUGGCUCCAAGGGUAUCGGAGCUGCUCUCAGCGAGCGCCUCGCCAGCCUUGGCGCCACGGUCGCAAUCAACUACUCCUCAGACUCCUCAGCGGCCGACAAGCUGGUCGAGAAGAUCAAGAAGAACGGCCAUGGUCAGGCUACCACCGUCAAGGCCAACGCAGCCAGCAUUCCUGAAAUCGAGUCCAUGGUCGACCAGGUCGUCAAGCAACACGGCAAGAUCGACAUCCUCGUCCCAUGCGCCGGCGUUCUCCCAAUGAGGACACUGGACAAGACGUCCGAGAAGGACUUCGAUGACACAUUCGCAUUGAACGUCAAAGGACCAUACUUCCUCGCUCAGAAAGCGGUGCCUCACAUCCCAAGCGGCGGCCGCAUCGUCUUCUUCUCUACCAGUUUGACGGCCGUCUCGCAAGUUGCUCCUGGUUACCUGCUCUACAACGCCACCAAGGGAGCCAUCGAGCAGGUUACUCGUGUGCUCAGCAAGGACCUUGCAGCAAAAGGCAUCAAUGUCAACUGCGUCGCCCCUGGUCCAACAGCUACCGAGCUGUUCCUCAAGGGCAAGUCGGAUGAGAUGAUCAAGGCUAUCGGCAGCACCAAUCCGCAUGGUCGUAUUGGCGAGCCGGAUGAGGUUGCAGACGCCGUUACGCUGCUCACUGGAGAGCAGAGUAGAUGGGUCACGGGUCAAGUCUUGAGGAUCAAUGGAGGCAUGGCUUGA